Molecule: messenger RNA, 3065 nt
Organism: Rhodofomes roseus
Lineage: Eukaryota; Fungi; Basidiomycota; Agaricomycetes; Polyporales; Fomitopsidaceae
Exons: 4
Coding region: 22-2658 (878 amino acids)
Source: RefSeq, a predicted model, not a curated record
UUUGGUCGUGGAGGUGGACCUAUGGGCGGUAGUCGCGGAGGCUUCAAUGCCGCACGCGGCGGCACCAACCAGGGUAGUCGCGGUCGCGGUGGGCCGAUGGGCAUGAACAGGGGUGCUGCCCGUGGACGGGGUGGAGGAUUCAACAACGCGGGUGGACGAGGUGGUGGAGGUGGACAGGGCGGCGGCAGCUUCAGAGGCCACAGCUCGAACCGCGGCUUCGGCAACCGAGACAACCGUCGAGGUGGGUCGUUUAAUGCUGGCGGUAACUUCCACCAGCACGGCCACCAGCAAGGCUACCAGCAGCAGCACCAACACCAACACCAUCAGCAGCAGCAGCACCAUCACCAACAGCACCAAAGUUACUCGAAUAACAACAGUUUCCGCGGCCGCAACCAGGGCUUCACGCAUUCUUCGCGCGGAGCUCGGCAUGAUUCUCAUGCUAGCCACGGCAGAGACAACGCGAGCGUAGCCUCUGCCGGGUUUUCGUCCGGUAAGAAAGAAGAGAAUCGGCGCACGCUGACCGAUUUUAAGAUCGUGGGGCUCGAGAUUCCCGAGCUUUCUUGGAGCUGGAGUGUCUCGAAGUCUGAUGCUGCCGAUGCACCGGUCAAGACGGAGGACGUCCCGAUUGCUAUUUCGUCUACUGCGACUGCGGGUGCUCAAAGCACGGGCGACUCUCCUGUCAAGACAGAGCCUGUAGCUACCACGUCCGACGCGCCUGCUGCAGGUGCGGCGUCAGCGUCUGGAGAUGUCUCUGGCCCUAGCCAGGCCUCUGUCAUUAAGUCGGAGCCAACGGCCAUAUUGCCCCCUCCGCCGUCGCGGGUUCGCAUUUACUUCCACACGCCUGUGACUGCUGACGAUUCGCAUCUCAUUUCGUCUGCCGCUCCAUAUGCUCAACCCUCCACUUCUCGGAAGGGCAAGCGUAAAAAACUGGAGGAUGAUGAUGGUGAUGUCGAGGAUGGUCGUGGUCCUCCCCCGCCGGCGCCGCAUUCCUCAGAGAUGGGACACGAGCAUGAUGUUGCUAGUAUGGAUGGGACUGAAACUGCGUUCGGCCGCGAUAGCGUCGCGCCGAGUGUUGCGGAAUCGGCCAGCGAAGGCGACUGGCUCAUGGCUGCCAUUGGCGGCGAAGAAGGGGAGGGCGAGGGCAUAGACCAUGCAAAUGGCGACGAGUAUCAUGAUCCUGACGCAGACGCGGAGGGCGAAUAUGAGGGUCAUGACGAGUACCACGUGGGUGGCGACGAGGGUGCUCACGAUGCGGGCGAACAGCAGCAUGACGAGCAUGCACCGUCUGCCGAACAGGGCGGUAUGUCCGUCGAUCCACAAGUUGCCCCUGGCCCAGAGAAUUCGGCGCACAGCGGCCCUAGCGCUUCAUCAGGGGCUGGAGACCCUUCUAGCAAUGCUGUCAAUGGCUCUGCACCCGCUCCGUCAUCUGCAUCUCCCGGCAUUCCUACUUCUGUGGAUUCAGCAUCCGUAUCUUCUGCUGUCGGUGUCACUAACCCUUCUUCGAACGGUGAUGCUCAGGCUUCAGUACAGGCUGGAGUUGCGCCGUUGCAAGCUACGGAAUCGCUCGCCUCUACCGUGCCCGAUACAGACGUACAAGGCAAAAAACAAGACCGCGAAGAUACUGCGCCUACUGAAUCCGCCAUGGAUCAAACGCAGCCUGCGGACGAGACUUCCUACCAGGUCGACGAAUCGUUCUUAUCGAAUGGUGGUCCCUACGCUCCCGAUCCAUCUAGCUCGCAGGCCGGAAAGUCUGGCCGCGUUGCAUCUGCGAACCGUCUCUCUGCGGCAUACGCCGCGGGCACGCGCAGAAUGGUGGUCGACGCUGAGAUUGUCGAGUCGCUGAAGGUGUUCAGAGCCGAGGCUCGUAUCGAGGUGUACAUGAACGUCGACAGAGACGAUGCCGGGGGAUACAAGGGUAUCAUGAUGGAAGCCUAUUCGGAGGCAGCUGCAUCAUACCUGCCUCUCGAGAUGUCGGAAGCCAUGGAAGCUGAUCCGACUGUGCCGCCAUUCUCAAAAGCCACGCUUCCGACGAAGAUGACCCUGAUCGCCCAGCUCGAUCGUCAACGUCCGUUGUCUGAGCCCCGAUGGGUAAAGACCGGUGAUGUCCACGAGUGGCUCAAGAGCAUGUUCGGACGCAUGUUCUGGGUCGCCGGCGACGCGGCUGAAGGCUGGGAGAAGAAGAUCCAAGUCGUCGACCCCGAUCCGGCCCCCACCAUCUGGACCGUCCUCGAGACAUGGGCGCAGAACUCCAACAUCGGCCAACAAACCGAGCGGCAGCGCUUCCUCCGCACGCACAUGACCGAGACCGACAACAUUCUCGAGAUCCUCCUCCGGCUAGUACGGGGAGAGCGCUCGGGCACAGGCUUCCAGCAGGCGACGCCCGCCGUGGCCUCGCCGAAUCUCGCGGGCCCGCUACUGACUGCGCUCUCGCCGGGCGCAGCGCACGGCGCGCAGCAGACGCACGUCUCGCUCGCGGUGCUGGCGAUCUUCCGACUCGCGGUGGAGUACGCGAAGCGUGUCUCGCCGGAGAAUGGGAAGCACGAGGUGGAGGAGCGUGCGGGCGAGAUCAUCCGCUCGCUGCCGUCGCAUCUGCUGUACAAGAGCCUGGACGGGAUCUUCAAAGAGUGGAAAGCGGACAAGAAGGGCGGGAAGGCGUGAAUGCGGUGCGGGUCUGGCUCUGCUUGCCUGGUCGGUCUGGCUGGUUUCUUGUUCGGCUUGCCGUUACUGUACUCCCCUUCGUCAACUUGUUGCGUUCGGACAUUUCUUGCCCGCUCCACCUUGUUCCCCCUUCGCAUGUGUAGAGUGCGCCCAAAUGCUCCUGCUUCGUUGACGGCGUGUUUGUUCGAUUCAAUUGUAUCUUGUACACGCGUUUGACCCCAAUGUUCUCCCCCCAACCAAUUCUUGCGUGACGCGCAUUCCGGGCACCAUCAAGCACAUUGCUGACGGGGCUUACGACGGGGGACCGAUCCUAUGAAUGUGAAUGGCAAGAUGCCGUAUCGACGCGUUUGUCCGCUAUGCAUGUGAUCCAGCUGAAGGCGAAUGCCAACAUACCGAGUUAAUAUGUA